UGAACCCAACACCUAGCAAUCCAGUCCUACAGUCUGUGGCCUCACUGCCGCAGAGGUGAGCCAUGGCGGCGUCCGCCGCCGCCGCCGUCGUGAGCCGGCUCGGGAUCAGAUUCCGACGGCUCUCUACGCUCCCGGAGUUCCCGCAGGCCGCGGCGGGUGCGCCGCCGCCUCAGCACCCGACCUCGAAGGACGCCUACUUCGCGGCGGUGCACCACCUCUCCACCAUCGUGCGGCGCGACUUCUACCUGGAGCGCACCCUGAACCGCCUCCGCCUCCCGUCCCCGUUCCCUCCCGACCUCGCGCUCCGCGUCAUCCGCGCCGCCGCCCCCGCCGCACCGCUCCACGCCUCGCGCUUCCUCGCCUGGCUCCGCGCCAAGCCGUCCUUCGCGGCCUCCGCUGAGCACUUCGACGCGCUGCUCCUCCCUCUCGCGCGCGCUCGGCUCUUCCCCCACCUAUGGUCCCUCGCCUCCGACAUGCGCGGCCUCGGCCUCCCCCUCUCGCCGGCCACCUUCUCGGCGAUCAUCUCCUCGUACGGCCACUCCCGCCUCCCCGACCAGGCCGUCGAGGUGUUUAACCGCCUCCCCCGAUUUGGCUGCCCCCAGACCGCGGAGGUCUACAACGCCCUCCUCGACGCGCUCUGCGCCAACGGCAACUUCGCCGGCGCCUACAAGCUACUCCGCAGGAUGGCGCGCAAGGGCGUGGCCCCCGACCGCGCCACGUUCAGCACCCUCGUCGACUCCUGGUGCGCGGCCGGGAAGCUCCAGGAGGCGCAGGCGUUCCUCGACGACAUGGCGAGCCGUGGGUUCCGCCCACCUGUGCGCGGCCGUGACCUCCUCGUCGACGGGCUCGUCCGCGCUGGGCGCCUGGAGGAGGCCAAGGCCUUCGCCCUCCGCAUGACCAAGGAGGGUGUCCUCCCGGACGUUGCUACAUUCAAUUCGCUUGCCGAAGCACUUUGCACUGCUGGUGAUGUGCAGUUUGCCGUGGCUCUUCUCGCCGAUGCUUCUGCUCGUGGCUUGUGCCCGGACAUCUCAACGUACAAGGUGAUGCUGCCAGCUGUGGCCAAGGCUGGCCUCAUUGAGGAGGCAUUUCGGUUGUUCUAUGCGGCUGUUGAGGAUGGUCACCGGCCGUUCCCAAGCCUCUAUGCAGCCAUCAUCAAGGCACUUUGUAAGGCAGGGCGCUUUGCAGAUGCUUUCGCUUUCUUUGGUGAUAUGAAGACAAAGGGGCACCCACCAAAUCGGCCUGUGUAUGUGAUGCUUGUCAAAAUGUGUGUGAGGGGCGGUCGGCUUGUGGAGGCAGCGAACUACCUUGUCGAGAUGAGUGAGGCUGGGUUCACACCACGGGCUCCAACCUUUAAUGCUGUAGUUGAUGGGCUGCGGCAUUGUGGGAAGCAUGACCUAGCCCAGAGAUUGGAGCAGCUUGAGAUGUCCCUGAAGGGAAAUUGAAUGGCUUCUUUGUGCAAGCUGUGUGGCAUAGCUGCUGGAUUUUCAGCAAACCCAAUUUAAUAUGGAACCUUACAUUAAAUCAGAAGAAGGGAAUGCGAUUAGUCUGUAAAAAGAGUAUUAAUAUAGGGAUGCUGCUUAUAUUUGCAACGUACAGUAUGCAGGUAUGGCUUGUCUGCGAUGUUUUUAUAGUCUUUGUUGAAUCUUAAAAUUUUGAUCACUGAUUUUGCUUCAGUUUUCCUGUGGUCGAUAUCAUCAAAGUUAUAGAAAUAAGCAAUUGAAUUUGGAAUGUAUCCAGAUGAAAAUGCCACAUAAGUUUAUGCUUCAUGAUCCAAACAUAAUUAUAUAUGUUCAGUAUUUUGGUGUGAACUAUACAAUAUAUUUUUAGUAGCUCAAAAGUUGGAUGCAUGAUGUCCAUCCAAUGAACUUUUUUCUCGAACACGCAGGAGAUCUGUGUAUCUGUCCAUUCAAUGAACUCGAUAGUUUGAAUUUCUAUUGCCUUCAUCUGUUUACUCACUACUGUUGCCUGUUGGUAUGCUGCAAUUGGUUUAUGAGUCCCUUUUGCAAUAGACCAGUACUUUUCUUUGGAACUGAACUUAAAUGAUCCUACCUACCUCCUAUUUUUAAAUCAUAGUAAAGGUUGAUGUACAGCUUCCCUGCUUUGCAAAGCUUCCAUUCUUUACUUCUAUCAAACUUCCUCUUGUUGGCAAUCUUCAGAUUUAGCUUAGUGAGAAUCUCAUUUAUUAGCGAAAGGGCCUCUAGCCUAGUGGUUAGAGCGCCUGAGUAGCACCCAGCAGAUCCAGGUUCAACUCCCAGUGGGAGUGAAUUAAACGGGGCUGUAUUAAAAAAAUGUCACUUGCUGGUUCCCCUGGUCGGCAUGGGUGAACCGACCUAUGGGGGGCGAGGCCCUCGUGUAACGGGCUGGUCGUGGGUUGGGCCUCAAAGCACGGGUAAAGGCCCGAACCACAGGGGGCGGCAUCUCCAUGUAUGAGGUGGGCCAGCUUUCGUGACCUUUCUCGGCCGGGCUCAGGUUGAGCUCUUAGUGUAAUACUGUGGGGGCAGUCUUUCCCCCAGCGGCUGAGUUAGAAUCUCAUUUCUUAUAUUAUGAACUUCUCAUCUUCUUGGAAUUGUUGUUCAGAUAUGGCUUAGUUAGAAUCCCCUUUACAAUGCUGAAUUAUUCAUAGUGUUGGCAUUUUGUUUUAGAUUGGCCUUGGUUACAUCCAGUGCUCAAAUUAAUUACAUUUAGUGGAAAAUCGACCUCCAACAGCAUUGCUGGUACCAUGCAAUGAGAAAAUACCCUUAUUGACUUAGAUGUCUUAUAAGCUAAGCCAAAGUGACUCAAAAUUGAUGAAUUUGAUGCAUUACCUUCAUACAUAGAACCAUUGGCAUCCAACCGGACUAAGACUAAAUGAUUCAAUCACAUGUGCUUUCUAUGGAGUGUGGAGAAAGAUAAAUAGUUCCUGUGGGAGAUGACUUAAAAAGAGUGAAGUGGAUGGGAAAGAUGAGUGCUUAUCUACUGCCUAUACUAAUCUGCCUGGGAUCGGAGCAAUUCUAGGCACCAUAAUCCUGUUCGUGGGUCCCACAGCUUCAAUAGUUCAAAAGAAACUCCAGAACUCUCCGCUUCUCUCCUUGUUCUUCCUGUGUGUGCACGCCCUACACUGCCCCACCAAUUGCGCGGCCUGGCUGAAGCUGGUGGGUCCCAUGUGCUGUAUUGUUUUUUUUUCCGUGAUGCCAGCUUUUGGUUCUUGAUUAUUUUUACCAAUCUAUCGUUAAAUUGUGACACUGUAACUACUAUGAACCUUGCAAUGUGUUAGAGUUUUUGAUUUUUUUCUACAAUCUAUUGUUAUCCCGUGAUAUGAUAACUACUUUUUUAUUUUGUUUCUUCAAAUAAAAAGGCAUCUUACAGGUUUUUAUUUCUUUUUACGAUGUGCCGUUGUAAUGUGAUAUUGCAGCUAGAUUUUCGAUUUUGUUUCUACAAAUAAACAUAAUUUUACAAAAUAAUUCUAAUUAUUUAUAACUAAUUCCUUUUUCAUUUUUUUCUAUCCCAAACAUGCAUCAAUGCAACAUAGGUUAAACAUGUAAAGAUGAUGAAUUCUUCAGCAUUAAAAUAUUAUACGACACUCGAAAAACCAAUGCGACGUAUAGCUAAUUUGGAGUGCAGUUCAAAUAUUGUCAAUUAAUUUUUAAUUUUGAUUGGUUUCUUGAUCUAAUUAAAUAUAUCAAUAUAAUAGUAUUUUAACACCUAAAAAAAUUUAUAUAUGCGCGCCAUUCGGACUAGUUCUGUCUAAAUAUUCAAUAUUCAAUCUGGUUUCGAGUUUUCGAUGUCCAAAGCAGCUAGGUGUGUGUUGGUUCCAUGGUUGUAAGCUGACUGCAGGUAGCCAGGUGGCUCAGAACUUGGAUGUUCAGAAAAGAAAAGGAGAUUGUUCUCAGAAGUUCCCCAUAAGAACCUUUAUCAUAUCAUGGUUAUAUUAGUAACAACACAUUGCAUUGUGCUGCAAAUGUGGGAAGUGAAGGAUGUUGAAGGCAGGUGUUCAGCUGUAACAGAAGACAACGCAGGAACAUGGGGGAAAUAGAAGAUGUGAUUCCAGAUACAAAUAGUUCAUUGGUGGCCGAUAUAAAGGACAGGGGAUGCUGCAGACUGCUUUCAUGUUGUCUCCAUAUUCUGUCAGAAUUGCUCUAUCUGGCUGGUAGAUAUAUAGUCUCUUGUAAAAUUCUAGUGGUUAGCUCAAAUUGUAUCAGACCGUUCUAACUUUUAAACUUUCAUCCCAUGGAAUAAUUUACAUUCCUAUAUAAUUUAAUGGUUAACCUCAAAUAUAGAGUUAUUCAGUUUUC
Molecule: messenger RNA, 4271 nt
Organism: Setaria italica (foxtail millet)
Lineage: Eukaryota; Viridiplantae; Streptophyta; Magnoliopsida; Poales; Poaceae
Product: pentatricopeptide repeat-containing protein At5g18390, mitochondrial
Exons: 3
Coding region: 63-1442 (459 amino acids)
Molecular function (GO): protein binding
Source: RefSeq, a predicted model, not a curated record